AUGCCCACCCACUAUAUGUAGCAUGUCACAAGCAAGGAAGAAGCGCAAACAGUAUCGCACCGCCGAACAGUGAACUACCAGAUCAAGACACAGGACAGAGACCAUGAUGUCACGUCAUAGAGUCCUCUCUCUGGCACUGCUGGCUGUGGUCAGCGUGGUCAGCGUGGAGUCCGGCAAGAACUGGGUCCUGAUAGUGGCCGGAGCUAAGGGUUACGACAACUACGCCUCUCAGUCCUGCACGUGCCACGCCUACCACACGAUGCGCAACAACAGCAUACCCCCAGAGAAUAUCGUCCACAUGUCUUACGAUGACGUAGCUCAUAGCCGUUAUAAUCCCAUCCAAGGAAACCUCGUUAACGUUCCUGGAGGGCCGAAUCUUUACCCCGGAUGUGAAAUGGACUACCGGAAGGACGAAGUCACACCGGAAGUCUUUCUCAAAGUUCUCACAGGCGACAAGGAGGGCGUGAAGAAGCUGAUUGGUAGAGACGGUAAGGUGAUUGCCAGCGGUCCCGACGAUCAUGUGUUCGUCUAUAUGAUUGAUCAUGGAGGCCCAGGGGUCUUCUUCUUUCCUUCUUUCGUAGAGAUGCACAACACCGACCUCAACAAUGCUCUCAAACAGAUGCACAAAGAAAACAGGUAUAAGAAGAUGGUACUUUACAUGGAGGCCUGCUUUUCGGGGAGCAUGUUUGAGGGUAUACUUCCGAAAGACAUCAAUAUCUACGUUACAACGUCCGCGAACGCCCACGAGGAAGCAUACAUGUGCUGUUGGGACAAAUUCCGUAAAGCGUACGUAGGAAGUGUGUAUGAUAACGCCUGGAUGUACAACACAGACAAGGCAAAUCUCCACAAGGAAACACUCUACCAGCAGUACGAACUCGUGAAAAAAGCCUGCAACACUAAUACAGACGUGAGUCACCCCCAGCAGUACGGAGACGUGAAAAUGAACAAGGAACACCUCGCUCAGUUCCAGGCAGAAUCAGAGCUAUACAAACCCGGCGUCCGUUAUAAUACGCACGACACAGAUGAACACACUCUGGGGUCAGAGUUCAACUUUGCCGGAAUCGACCUCAAUAAUCCCGCCAUUGACAUGGUUCAGAUCGCCACCACGGCCCGUCGCCUCAUCGAGUCACGUGAUCUCAGUGGUCAACAACGGGAAGAGCUCGAGGCCGAAUUACGUUAUCUGAUGCUGAUCAAGAAAAAAGCCGAGUUGCUGACCAAAGACAUGGUCAGGGCAGCCUUGUCCAGCCCCAGAGGUGUGACGGAGACCGACAUACUGACCGGCAAAGAGCGAGUCGACAACUCUGAGUGUUACAAGGCUGCCCUGAGCCUCUUCUCUGCUCGAUGUCCAGGCAUCGACAUGGGCAGGUAUCCAUUCGUCAGGAGAAAUCUACAGGCCUUUAUUAACCUCUGCAACCACCAGCCCCAAACUGACGUCAUGAACGCCAUCAUGCAGGUCACGGAGAAGUACGGAAUUUGCCGGGCUCUGUAGAUCCGACGGAUCAAGUUGUCUUCGGUUCCCGACUACCUCCCCUUCCGCUAAUUUCUACUCUUUUACUCAGAAGUUAUUUGCAGUGCGUCUUUUUAUCUUUUACCUUAUUACAAGUUUUAACUAACA
Molecule: messenger RNA, 1615 nt
Organism: Aplysia californica (California sea hare)
Lineage: Eukaryota; Metazoa; Mollusca; Gastropoda; Aplysiida; Aplysiidae
Product: legumain
Exons: 2
Coding region: 104-1489 (461 amino acids)
Biological process (GO): vacuolar protein processing
Molecular function (GO): cysteine-type endopeptidase activity
Source: RefSeq, a predicted model, not a curated record